Molecule: messenger RNA, 3601 nt
Organism: Xyrichtys novacula (pearly razorfish)
Lineage: Eukaryota; Metazoa; Chordata; Actinopteri; Labriformes; Labridae
Source: the annotation of a GenBank genome assembly
ACUGAUCACGUGUAUCCGAGUGGUAGACGCUGAAGUUGGAGAAAAGUUUGACAAGCCCGAAGAAGAACCCUAAAGAGGAGUGAAGCUCGGAGAAGGAGACUCGGAUCGAUCUCAGCGCUGUUUUUCCUCCGGACUGAUGAUGGAAUCUGUCGCACAGGUAACAGAGCUUACAGAGAUAGAUAGAGAGAGAGAAAAACGGUUAAUGGCGCAUACUAAUACCAAACACACCUAUCAGUGUGUGACUUGUGUCGCUGUAUAACGGCCUCAUUUGCUAUGAAAUGCUCUUAUUUCUCUACAGAAAGUGCUGAGCUCGGGGUUUUCUCUUGACUUGGGGCCUUUAAAGGAGCCGUUGGCAUUCAUUCGUGUUCUCGAGUGGGUACGUCUCUCUCAAAUCUUUUUUUUUUUUUACCAUAUGGCCAAUGGCGGGGUGACAACUACGUGAGCUUUCCAUCCCUGGCAGCAUAAAUACCUUUUAAAUUGAUUCUGCUGCUUGUCUUGUGACUCACUGCACGCCUGUGUAAGCUUUACGACUCAUCCUGUGAGCUGGUACACCGUUUCAAACAUGUUACACAAAGUAGUUAAUUAGUGUAGAUAGCCUACUUCAGAUAAGCACAUUAAAAUGUGGGCCUAAACACAUUUAAGCCAAAAUCAGCUGAUUGCUAACUUGAGUUAGCUUGUUAAAGUAGCACCUAUGCAUCAAGCAGUGUUGAAACAUACUCUAUAUGACAACAAAGAAAACUAAAUAAUAUCAUAAGAUACCACCUUGCAGAAAUGUGUUGCUCUGUUGUUUUGAACUUUAAAAUGAAAUGUUGCUUAAAGUUUAAUCUUAUGAUUGCUCAGGAUACUCGGGAUUUUGGUUCUUGCAUUAGUUUUUCACAAUGAGGGCAUCCUGUGUGAAAGGGUUUCCUGUCAAAUCAAAUAUAAGGAAGUGUGUAUGUGAGAUGAACUGCCUACUGUCCCUUGCUCUCACAUGGUUCCCCUAUCUUUUGUCUGUGGCUGCAGGUGUUUGCCAUCUUUGCCUUUGCCACUACAGGAGGUUACAGCGGCACAACCAGCAUCCUUAUCCAGUGCGAUGGAAAGACGAGUGAAGAAAUAAAGGCUGAGUUUAACUACCCGUUCAGGUGUGUCUGUGUACACAAACAAAGACACACUCACACCCUGUUUACAGUGAGCAGGAGCAUGUUGUGUUUGCUUUUGGGAGUGAAUCUUUUUUUUUUUUUUUUUAUUGAUCUGUCUUUACACAGGUUGAUGGAGCACCCGUAUACCGUACCUACCUGCAACAAUGAAAGCUCCACCAGCACUGUCUACCUAACUGGAGACCACACAUCCUCAGCACAGUUUUAUGUCUGUAUUGGGGUGUUCGCCUUUCUUUACUGCACUGGCACUCUGAUUCUUUACUUGGGCUACCAGCAUGUAUAUAGAGGAUCGAGUCGUGGCCCCAUCAUGGUAUGUUUACACCAAAGGUGUUUUUCAAGCAGCUGUGACAGUCAGUAAUGAUAUCACUGAUGUGGUGGGAUAAAUGGAAUUUUAUUCACACAAGUAAUGUUUAUAGUUAACUUUCUGAGUUUAAGAUGUUGUAUCUGGUGUCAGCUGCUGGAGUUGACUUCAUUCUGAAAUCUUUCUCAGGUCAGAGGAAGUGCAUUUAGCAGAGUUGUGUAAAUGGAAUAGUGAGAGGGGCGUGUUUCUCAGCUAGCUAGUGUGCUAGCUUUCGCCUAAACACUGAUCAGACACUAAUCAUGUUUUGCUUUUUUCCCAAAGGACCUGUUGGUAACUGCGGCCUUUGCUUUUCUGUGGUUGGCAUCCUCCUCUGCAUGGGCUAAGGGCUUGUCAGACGUAAAGUGGGCCACCAGUCCUUCAACAAUCGUAACCCUCCUCGAAGUUUGUAAGGGUGCCAAGUGCACCGCAGGUGCUGUCCCUCACAUGGGUCGACUAAAUGCCUCAGUGGUAAGUUAUGCGAAAAACAAGUAAUUUUCAAGCAUGAUAAUCUUGUGUGUGCAACAGCCUGGGUCAUUUGUCUUCUGUCUUACUCUCUGGCAGAUCUUUGGUUUUCUCAACCUCAUCCUGUGGGGUGGCAACUGCUGGUUCAUUUACAAGGAAACACCUUUCCACAAAUCAGCCAACCAGCCCUCUGACGCAGAGGGGGGAGUCGGUCCAUCGUAACUGCUUCCUCAUUUCUGAAAAGUUUAACAAGUAGUGUUAUUAAAUUAGUCAUUUUGGUACUAAUUAUUCAAAGAAAAAUUCAAGGUUAUGAGAAUACAUUUCCAAACCAGGGGCUCCUUUUUGCUCUGUACUCUUUUUAUAUUUAGUGCUGUAUUAACUCAAACUCAUUUUGAAAGUUCAAAUUAAGUCAUAGAAGUCAAAUAACUACAGGAAACUGUAGGCGCUGAACAGUUUUUUUCACUCUGGUGUCAAAACCCUCAGUCCCCUUGCUCAGACAGUACUGCUAAGACAGACUAUAUUUUGUGAUUAAUCAUAUAAAAGCAGAGCUUUGUUGACUUGUUUACAGCCAAAUAUUUUUCUACACAGUACAUCCUCUCUGAAAUCUGCAUAUUAAAAAAAGACUCAGGGCCAUUAAGAGGAUGAAUAACAUAAUAACUAGUUAUACUAUAUAUGAAAAACUGAGACUAAAUCUAUUGUUAAUACAUUUCCAGAAAGAAAAUUCAAAACCAAAACAAAAUUCAGUUGCAUCUUCAAACAGUAGGCUUCAGAAAACUUUGUUACAAAUGAAGAAUGGCAAAUAGCUUACAAAAUUUUGCCAUUAUGAGAUUAUUUAUAGUGGCCGAGUGUUUUUAUUGAACCCUUUGUUCCAUGUUGCAACUCUUCAUUUCACUCUGUAAGCCUUAAGUCACCAGAGUGACCUUAUAUUGAAUGUGAUAGUGCUUUUGAACAUGUCAGCUCUUCAGGCGGUGUCUUUAGGAGUUUUAAUGCACUUUUGUGAAGGGAUCAGAGCAACAGAGUACAGUCCUUUGCAGAUCUAUGCUGACUGACAGAGGAAAGCUGUCUAGCUUCUCAUUAAAUCCUUUCUGUGGUAUCCAAGGCUAGGUGACUUCCAAAAGUUCAUCACAAGUUUGCAGACAGUUGAUCCUUUGCGUUUAGGAAGUAGCAAGCCUCCCUCUGCCAUACAUCUUGUGAAUCAGAACAUCCUGUACUCCAGACAACAUGAACAAAAGCAUACUUAUCCUCAUAAGGUUGUAGUCUUAGCUGUAUAACACAAAUGAUUUGACAUCAAAACACAUGCAUAAUUUUCCAUCACUAAGAGCCACAUUUACUACCUACGAAGCAGUGUUGUUUUAGUAAAUAGUAGCUGUUACAGUUGGCUAAUCUCCAACCUGUUUUUUUUUUCACUGCACCGUGUAUCUUUUUAUUUUUACAGCUGUAGUAGUAGUAGUUAGUCCCAGUUUUAAAAGGCAAGAUGUUUUUCCUCUGUUACAACAAUCUUUAAAAUGUUUCUUCAAUAUAAGGCUGCUUUGCUGACAAUUUGAAAUUGGUUUAAACACUGUUGAUAAAAGUGUCACAUAGAUGAGACUGAAGUUCCUUUGGGAGACCAGGAGUUCUCAGCUUGGACAUGCAAUGUUGUGCCGCAUUAAAAUACAGAACUGGA